This is a messenger RNA of Gorilla gorilla gorilla (western lowland gorilla), 2296 nucleotides long. RefSeq names its product golgin A7 (gene GOLGA7). The coding region runs from base 156 to 569 and encodes 137 amino acids. Gene Ontology annotation, biological process: Golgi to plasma membrane protein transport; protein targeting to membrane; peptidyl-L-cysteine S-palmitoylation. The transcript is spliced from 6 exons. NCBI's taxonomy places the organism in Eukaryota, Metazoa, Chordata, Mammalia, Primates, Hominidae. Gene Ontology annotation, cellular component: Golgi stack; palmitoyltransferase complex. The record is from RefSeq and is a predicted model, not a curated record.
ACGGCCGGAGGAGAGGGUGGGUCCCAGACCUGAGGUAGGAGGCCGAGCUGAGGGGCGGGGAAGAGGCUUUUUGCGGCAGGACGUAAGUGACGGCGAAGGCGGUGCGACAGCAGCUGGAGGGCAGAGGAGGCGGCGCGGGGUGUCCUGUCCUCGCCAUGAGGCCGCAGCAGGCGCCGGUGUCCGGAAAGGUGUUCAUUCAGCGAGACUACAGCAGUGGCACACGCUGCCAGUUCCAGACCAAGUUCCCUGCGGAGCUGGAGAACCGGAUUGAUAGGCAGCAGUUUGAAGAAACAGUUCGAACUCUAAAUAACCUUUAUGCAGAAGCAGAGAAGCUCGGCGGCCAAUCAUAUCUCGAAGGUUGUUUGGCUUGUUUAACAGCAUAUACCAUCUUCCUAUGCAUGGAAACUCAUUAUGAGAAGGUUCUGAAGAAAGUCUCCAAAUACAUUCAAGAGCAGAAUGAGAAGAUCUAUGCUCCACAAGGCCUCCUCCUGACAGACCCUAUUGAGCGAGGACUGCGAGUUAUUGAAAUUACCAUUUAUGAAGACAGAGGCAUGAGCAGUGGAAGAUAAACCGAAGAAUUAAAGAUGAGGAAGCCGAGGCAGAGAGAACUUAAGUUGCUGGCCCAAGGACGAACAGCUAGUAGACAGCAGUCAAGGCAGCGUGGCUCCGUGGUGAUGUGCUUGGUCAGAGAUCUGAAUAUAUAGGACUUAGAUUUGUAGACUAUUGAGCUGUAGACUCAUUUAGACAAAUGGUACCAAGAUAUUUUAGUAGAUAAAAUUCUAGGUUAGUAGGACAUAGACCACAUGUUAUAAGCUGAUAUCAAUUGAUGGAAGAAAAAUGGUUUUGCAAGUUAUUUUCAGGAUCUCUCUCAAACCUUUACUUCUCCCUCUAAUUACAGAUCCCACUUCCAGCCGGGCCCCUCAUGUAUCCACUGGCCGACCGCAGAGUGUCCCUACCUCCUCUCCAGAGCAUCAUUCCUUUCUAUCUGCUGCCAGAGCCACGGUGCCAUUUACUCCAAGGACUCACUUUCUAAAAUUCCACACCUGGAGUGACCUCUAGUCGCUCAGCAUCCACUUUGUGUCUCCAAAUUGUGUAGGACUCUGUAAUCUUUUGAUUAGUUUCUGAGAAAACACAAUGAAGCACUUCACUUUUUUUUAUUCAAAGCCAUUUAAUAAAACACAGUUGGUCAGCCCAGUGCAAAGCUUGUUAUCUGCCACCAGUACAUACCAUUGGUUCUCUUCAUUCCUUGGGCCAGCUUCUCGGGUGGCUUUAGACCUCAACAAGCCGUAUCUUCACCAGUGUUCUAUCUUGUUCCCCUAAAUUAAUAAAAUGUUUUUCUCCAGGAUUUUGGUGAGGGUUGGCUGUGGCUGUCGUUUUGCACCUCCCAGAUUUCAAAGAAUUACCGGUUUUACCAUGACUCAAAUCUUAAGAUCUGUUUCUACUAUUCAGUUCCUCAAACUGAAGCUUAUUGAAAAAAAAAUGUAUAAUGUUAUUUGUUUUAUUAUAGCAGUUAUUCCUAAUUAAAGCAGUAUUUAAUGCAAUUUCCAGUUAUUUCUUUGGAGAAUUUUAUGUCAUUGUUCCAUUACCUUGAAUGUUGGAAAGAUGUGAUACGUGCUACUUGUUCAUCACAAAAAUCAGUAAGCACAAUAAAGUGGAUGCCAAACCAUCAGACACAUAGAUGUUCCCGCUGUGUCCCUGGAUAUGGAAUAAGCAGGUAUAAAAAAUAUUUUAAUUAUAGUUUUGUUAUAAAUAUAACUUAUGAGAAAAAAAUUUGAUAGGAAUAAUACUGUAUAUUACUAAUUUUUAACUAUGCCUAAGGCAAACCUUAUGACCCACAGAAUUUUCUCAUAUACAGUAUUCAGUGCACAGAAAUCUUAUGAUUGGCUCAAGUACAGUAAGUUACUUCUCGGUAAAACUCUCAAGUCUGAGUCCAUGUUUGUAGCUCUGCUUUUGGCUGUACGUUCCUAGGAUCGGGGCUGCUUAUGCCUUUCGUUUAUCCUUGGGGUUUGAGAGCGCUGUAUUUGGGAGAGAGUUUAAAAAUACAUUAGGAGAGGGAAACCAUUAAAAGUUUCACUGUCAGAGAUAUUGUAGGUGCUAAUACUGGAUUUCGUCUCAGAUUUAAUUUCUUUUAUGGGUCUGUUAGUCAUUCAACAAAUCCCAUAAGUAUGUGUUAAUAUUUUAAUUGUGUAAAACUCAUUUGUUACUUUACAGCCUGUAAUAGUGUGUCUGCAUUUUCAACCUGUUGCAAUAACUUUGCUGAAAUAUUAACACAUUAAUAAAACUUUUCUUAAACAAA